AUGGUCUCUAGUACGGUGAAAGACGCUCUCUUUCGGUAUCGUACUGUAUUCUUGCUACAAGUGCACCUCUGUGCUCUGAACGUCUUCAUUGAGAGAACGUUGGCCAUCAGGUUCAUCUCCAAAUACGAAAAGGCACCUAUCUCUAUUGGAUUCUCGAUAUUGUUAUUCUGGGUACGUUACCUUUAAAAGUCAUUUACAUUACCUUUAAAAAGUUAGUUUGGUAUUCAAAAGUACAUUAAUAUAACCACAGUAUGGUAAUUUAAAUUUUAUUGUUUUUUAAAACAAAUAUGACUUCUGUUUACGAUAAUAGUACAACAAUUAUUACCUAAUUAACCAAAAUUAAUUUAAAUUUGAUUUUAGUGGUCGAUGACAAUAUUUAUGGUCUAUGGUCCUUGUAAGUCCAUUCCAUUUUUUCUUUAUAUCGUAUUUACUGCACUUAUAUACACCAAUGUAAACAUUUAUUUACUUUUAGCUAUAGUCAUAGUUGAAAGUAUCAGUUUCGUUGCUAAUGUAUCGGUAAGUACCAGAGUAAUAUGUAUAAGUUGAUUUGAAUAGCUGUAAAUUAUAAAUAAGCAAAUCUUGCGCACAGUUUCCGAGUAUAACAUUACCACGCCUAGUAUACUUUCAGAAUGUAUUAUACCAUAUAAACUUUUAUGUUACAGUAGCAUAUAUUAACAAAUAACGUAGAAUAACGUUUUUUAACUAUACUAUAAACCUUAAUAUCCUCCUUACCACAACAUACCCUUCAGACUAUCGUUUUGAUGCGACGCUGGCUACAUAACCAACGUGCUACUUCUGUCAACGCUACUACACUCACUACACGGUAUCAGAUAUCAGAGAACAUACGAACGCUGAUAAUGUGUCGCUACUGGGUGUACUUCUACACCGUGAUCGGGUUGAUUGAGAAAAUCCUACUAUUAAUCGCCUUCAUCUGCUUCCUUUUGGGCAUGAAAAAACCAUGGAGAACAUCCUCAAACCUAUACGACCUAGUAAACUCCUUCUACAUGAUGUUCUACACCAUGUUUCUGGUAUACGGUGACUCGGCGCUACAGGAAAAAUUGAUCAAACUGAUCGGAAGGAGAUUUGCGGCAGAAUUAGUAUGUAGUAAUAAGAACAACCGGGUGGUAAAUCAAGAUGACUUCGAAAGCUACUUCCAACGAUUGGCGGCAUCGUGGGAGACAUCAAAGAAGUAG
This is a messenger RNA of Bursaphelenchus okinawaensis, 1193 nucleotides long. Lineage: Eukaryota; Metazoa; Nematoda; Chromadorea; Rhabditida; Aphelenchoididae. The record is from the annotation of a GenBank genome assembly.